This is a messenger RNA of Rhinocladiella mackenziei CBS 650.93, 672 nucleotides long. RefSeq lists its product as uncharacterized. The transcript has a single exon. The record is from RefSeq and is a predicted model, not a curated record. The coding region runs from base 1 to 672 and encodes 223 amino acids. NCBI's taxonomy places the organism in Eukaryota, Fungi, Ascomycota, Eurotiomycetes, Chaetothyriales, Herpotrichiellaceae.
AUGUCCCUGACUAAGAUAUCGCUCAAAAACCUCACGGCCAGAAUAUUCAUUUCUCCGCCUCCUGCUACGCUCGGUGAAUCAACUGCAGUUUUGAAGACACUUCAAUCAUUCGGUCCUGUUACCUCAUUCACCAAAGCUACUCCUGAGAGAGCUCGAACAGAUCCUUCCACAGGCCCUGCGAAGCAACAAGAGGUCGACGUGGUCUUUACUUGCCUAGACACGGUUCGGAAAGCCUGCGACGCAAGUCCAUUCAUGGUCAAAGUGAAUUUCCACCUCCCAGACCCCCAAAUUGAAGAUCCAUACAACGUGCGAAACCUCCAAUCCAGGAAACAACCUCAACCAAAAACCAUGACUUGUCAAGUCAAAGUUCAAGAUGAAGCUGAGCACCCGCAUAGCGGACAAAAUAUUCUGUCUAGUGGCUUCUCUCCAAGCAACAAGACUAGAUUAUAUCAAAGCAUUCUCGAUGCUGAUUCUCCGCCCGCUAUCACAGAUGGUCUCGGUGUCUUACACACUGAUACCUCACAUGUACUCUCAACUGCUCAUCUCAUCAAACCACCACCUGAUUUGAUGACACUGUAUCGUUCUCCGCCUCCACCGACCGAACCCGUGCAGAAUGGCACGACUUCGCCGAAUCCCACUGAUGCGAAUUGCCAUGAAUCAAGUCCAAAGUAA